AUGCGCUCUAAUAGGAAAUUGCCAGCAAGCAGGGCGGAUCCCGUUUGGGGCCGCCCUUGCUCGGCACGUUCAGCCCAUUCCCACCAGAACGACCCCGUCGUGGAGCCUCAGCCAUCCUCUCUCUACCGCAUCACCGACUCGAUCGUAGUCAGCCAGCAGGGCGGAUCCCGUGUGGGACCGCCCUUGCUUGACAACGAGAACUCUAAUACCCAUUCCCAUCAGAACGACCCCACCGCCGAGCAUCAGCCAUCCUCUCCCUGCCGCGUCGCCGACUCAGCCAUAGUCAGCCAGCAGGGCGGAUCCCGCGAGGGGCCGCCCUUUCUUCGCAAGAAGAACUCUGAUACCACCACAAGGCGUCGAAGCACGGUCGCGAAGAAGGCGGAUAUCAAACUCCAGUCCGGUCUCGUCGACGUUGACCAUCCUCGUGUCCCUAUUUCCAAGCAAGAGAAACGCAAGCGCAGACAGUCCGAAGCUAGUGAAAGUGACGAUAUAAUCCUUGAUACAAUUGUGGUAGCCACGGAGGCAGUGGACGUGAUUGGAUCAAGCUCGGCGAUUCCCGGCAAGCAAGCGCCAUCGACAGCUAAAAAGUCGACUCGGAUGUCGCUGCGGACGCCUGUAACAUUCGAUUGUGUCCGUAGGCGCAGGGUUACUAGAUCAAUGGGAAAGAAUACGAUCAGUCACUGCGAGCCCACACCAAGCAAGCAAACAGAGAGCCACAUCGGUGUCGCCGACCUCCCAGUCACUCCUUUAACACAAGGACCUGUAAAGAAGCCGCGCCUAGUUCGAUGCGAAUCUGAAGCUGCACACCUAUGCACCGAUGCUCCGGCCCGCCCGUCGUAUAGCCAAUCCUUUCCCCACGGGCAUGAAACCAUCCUAACACCUAGUAACGGCAACCUCUGUGGGUUUUAUGCCUUCAUCCUGAGCAUGACAGCGCAACACCCGGAAAAGAUAAAGCCAACUGUAGACGAACUCUGUCGGGUAGCGAAGAGCGACGAGAUGAAAGAGAUAAUCGACCUCAUUAAGCUUGGUAGCGAUGACCCAGACCAUGAAGAGACGACAUCAAACUUCCGAGCAGACCACCUCGCGAGGAUAAUCCAGCUCUGGGGUCGCCAGCAUGGUCUCGAUAUCCUUCUUGCCGUCUGGAUGGAUGCCCAGCCGCCUCUGAUAUUAGACUCUGGCGUGAUCACUGCAGCCACUAUCACCGUCUGGAUACACCAUGACAAUGCGGCGGAUGAAGUCAACAAUGUCCUGGGCCACUACUCCGGGAUGAGGCGUGCAGCCUGUAGGGUAAUUGCCGACAGUCAAUCGCCCGUCAGCGUGGCAAGUUACUUGCAGAGACGCAUUCGCUCGACAAGCCCGACCGCCAUCAGCCCAUGUCCCCGCCGUAUUGAUAGGAGUUUGAUUAUCGCGGACAGCCAAUCUCCCGUCAGUGUAACGAGCCCCGAGAGGAGCCUCAUGCUUCCAGAUUCGGCCGUUGAAGAUUCCGCCCCUAUCCAUUGCUCUACGACAAGAGCUAAGGUAGUGGCAAGCACCCAGUCACCAGUCGUUAGGGCGGAUCCCGCUAGGGACCGCCCUGAUUCGACAAACCGGUCCCAUCUCGGUCCGGAUCUCUUCCACCCAAAGGGGUUCUGCGAGCGAGCAGUGGAGGAGGCCCUGAAAACGAUCACUGUCAAGCGCAAGGCUAAGGCUAAGGCCACCCUCAGCACCGAGGCACCUGAUGAAGACCCAUUUACCUUCGUCUAUAACCACCCCAAGCUGACCCUACACCCUGAUCGAAACUACAAAGCCGAUGUUAACUCGAGUAGGCGAGGUCGGAAAAUAGCUUGGGAGUUGCGCGCCGAAAAGGGAGGCCAACAUCGAAAAUUUUGUCGCUUGUUCGCCACCCCCACCCGGAAGUACCUUGGGGCAUCUACUGCGCAUGUUACUUACACGCGUGAUGAAGCCUUGGCAAUCUGCCGCAAGCUGGUGGAUGCCUUGAACCGGUGGCCAGACCAGGAGGCUAUUUCUUGGAGUGGGCAAAUGCCAGCUACACUUACUACAACUUUCGCAACUCUCUUUCUCGCCGCGCAUUGCAGUGCCAUUCCAUAUAAACCUUUGGAGCUACCUCUACCAUCGGUCAUGUUUGACCCUACAGGCAGGUGUCUUUUAACACAGGGAUUCUACCGUCUCGAUCCCGAGACGUUUACUGGAGUUCUAGGGCGACGCAGGUUACCGAUUGACUGGAUCCGUACCGAUGCACCAGAGCCACAAGAUGCAGUCUUUGUAACGCCUGUACAUAGGGGACGGCAACCAAAAAUAGUCAGGGAAUUGGACGAAAUAGAAAAUCAGGACGUCCAGCGAUGCCGACGAUUCAUGCGAUACCUCUCCAGCCGAUGGGCCAGGAUGUGUCCACUCAAAACCUCGGCCGAGUCAAACAUGACCUGGUACCACGAAACCGGAAAAUUCAGGUCCGAUGCCGGGAAAUACAAGUGGGCUUAUGAUGGAGGAGCUAUCGUGUACUGUGAAAGGAUAUAUAGCUGCGACUGGACGAGGAUAGAGCCUUCGAAAUCGGUUCGACGAGAUAUUUCGGGGGAGUUGCCCAACCUUGGUCUCUGCUCUUGGGAUAUUGCUUGGAGAAACCAAGUCCUCAGUGUCAGUCUGGAAACCUGGAACGCAACGAGCGAUAUUCUUGCCACCUGGUUAUCUCUCGCCAGAGCCGUUGAUGGCGCCAACGCGCAGAUCUUCGCCGGGGAGCUGCCGCCGAACCCCUGCAAGUGCACGCCAGAGAUGACACAAAUCGUUCAGCAUCCUUGCAGCGCAUGUGGUAUUGAUAUGUCAUGCAAAUCCCUGGCCCUCGAUCAAAACAAUAUUCGAGUAUGCUCCCGAUGUCUAGCCGGGGCCCAUGGUAAUCGGCCCCCGAUAUUGGAAGCGAGGGUAAUACGAAUAUUCAAGGCGUUGAUUAGUAGGGACCGGAUAGCGAUGGGGUUGCGGGGGUCGUUGGAUAAUACCCCUUACUCGAAUGCUCUGCUAUCAUGGGUUAGGACUACCCUCGAUCACCGGCGAGGAAAGGCAUACAUCAAUCAGUAUUCCGGAAAGCUCCUUGGCGCGCUCUCUUCACCCAAGUCGCAACGGCAUCCCCUCAGUCUUAGCUGUGACGCUAUUUUCCCAUUCUCUCUCGACGACACAGGUAAGGCAGCCAUCCACUGGGUGGAUAAUCUAGCCAUGGUACCAUGGGCCUUAAAUGCCUGCAAGCACACGUACCUCCCGGUCGUUUUACAAGCGCUCGGUACAUACCGUCGCAGUCUUUUGGCCCUGUCUGGGCCUAUCAAGUCCCACGAUCACGUCGUACCUGAAGAAGUUGCCCGUCUGCAAUGCGCUCUGGUGGUGGACUGCGGGCGCUUCACUGAUAUCCGCCGCAAAUUCCCCAAAAAAAGACGAUCCCGGCUACAGCUGGAGGUUAGCCCGGAACAACUUCAGUACUUCAGAGAGGAAUGGAUUUCCGGCAGGUUCCACCUGGGAGCCCCAGCACCGAUCGAGACUAGAUGUGAAGUUAGGGUAAUCCGGCACCCUCGGUGGCUGACAGCUCGUUCUCGCCUUGCUAAGCUUGCCGAUGAAAUGCAAAGGUGGGCAGGUGUACGACUUCCCCAACGCAAUGGAUGCCCGUAUUUCGCACAUCCCAUGACGAUGCCAUACGACUGGAGCUGGACACUCGCCGAAUCGAUCUUCACGGAGCGGCUCUUCAGGAUGAGACAACAUUGCAAUCGCCAUUGGAUCACAGAAGAUACUCCAGAGACUCUCUUCCUAGAAGCCAUUUUCCAGUGCUGUGUCCGUCACAUGGCAGUCGCAAGCGUCGACCCAGAAUCCAACAUCAAGAAGGUGUUGCAGGUAAAAUACGCUGAGUUUCUGGGCCUGCCCCUAACAGUCGAAAGGGGUAACCCACUUUGUUUUGCCAUAGCUCACCGGGUCCAUGGUCAGCAAAUGCGCACCGGGUGGGCGCUCGAACCAACUCGCCUGGGGGAUCGUGUUGAUGAAAGGAAUAAUAUCCUCGUCGAAGCCGCCGUGUCUAAUUACCUCAAGAUGAACUUCGACGAGGCGUAUUACCCGAUGCUCCAAAAUCUCAUCGCCGAGAUAAAUAUGCCACGGGAGAUCGUAAACCCGGAGCUCGAGAUUGGUCCGUAUGAUGCGGCAUUGGAUGUGGCUGCAUCCACACAUGGACGGGACGGUGAAGAGAGCUCGGACGAUGACUGGGAUCAGCUGAGUGAUGAAGACGUUGUCGAAAGGGAUAAUAUCGAAGAGGACGCAGACGAAGAUAGCGCGUUGGGGCAUUUGGACUAG
Scedosporium apiospermum is the source of this 4314-nucleotide messenger RNA. RefSeq lists its product as uncharacterized. The record is from RefSeq and is a predicted model, not a curated record. Bases 1 to 4314 code for a protein of 1437 amino acids. The transcript is spliced from 5 exons. NCBI's taxonomy places the organism in Eukaryota, Fungi, Ascomycota, Sordariomycetes, Microascales, Microascaceae.